Molecule: messenger RNA, 3187 nt
Organism: Onthophagus taurus
Lineage: Eukaryota; Metazoa; Arthropoda; Insecta; Coleoptera; Scarabaeidae
Gene: Ptpmeg
Product: Protein tyrosine phosphatase Meg
Biological process (GO): protein dephosphorylation
Cellular component (GO): cytoskeleton
Molecular function (GO): protein binding; protein tyrosine phosphatase activity
Source: RefSeq, a predicted model, not a curated record
UAUUCGAUUCCGAUUAAUCGAAACGAACUUGAAUCGUUUUUAGUUCUCUUUUUAUCGAUUGAAUGAACGGGUUUCAUUAUAACGGGAUUAUUUUUAAAUUUCCCGCUCGAUACGGCGCUGACAACCUAAAGAAAAAGAUUAAAGAUGGUGCCCAAACCCACUUGAUGCUAUAAUCAAAUCGAAAGAUUUUAAUUCUUAACCAACUAAAAGUAUCAAAUACCACCAAAUGUGAUAAAAUCCGUCUUAAAUAGCUCAUUAAUUAGAUAACGGGGAAGAGGAUGUGCAUAUUUGCGUGGUUUUUGUGACCCCAUGAGGAAUAUAUGGAUAGAAAAUAGUAAACAUAGGACCAGGAAUCGCAGAAUGUGAAAAGAAACUCGGUUAUGCCAUGAUCGAAAGUGUGUCUCGUAGGGCGCUUUCAGGGUCUAGUGGAACUUACCACGUGCAAGCUUUAGAACUGGCAGCCGCUAGGGAUCGAAAACAGGACGGUUUCGGCGUCGUAGUCCAUUUUUUAGACGACACGGAGCAUUGUUUUAACGUCAGCAAACGUUCGAAGGGUUCCGCUUUACUAGACCAAGUUUAUCAACAUCUCGAAUUAAUCGAAAAAGAUUAUUUCGGAUUAAAUUAUUACGAAAAUGGGGGUUCUAGCAAUAAUAAACCCGAAUAUGCUAAAUGGUUAGAUCCGUCCAAAUCAGUUAAAAAACAGCUUGGAAAUAACCAAACUCAUCUAUUUUUUCGAGUGAAAUUUUAUGUAUCCGAUCCGAGUAAAUUACAAGAAGAAUAUACGAGGUAUCAAUUUUAUCUUCAAAUACGAAGGGAUAUUUUGGAGGGGCGUCUUCAAUUACCGCCGAGUACUGCCAUUUUAUUAGCUAGUUAUAUUGUACAAUCUGAAUUAGGUGAUUAUCAACCUGACGAGCAUGGCCCCAAUUACUUGUCUAAUAUGCAAUUGGCGCCCAAUCAAACGGAAGAGAUGGAACGGAGAAUAUCGGAGCUACAUAAACUGUUAAAGGGUCAAUUACCGGCUGAUGCGGAGUUUAAUUUCUUGGAUCAUGCGAAACGAUUAGAGAUGUAUGGAGUUGAAUUAUACAAAGCGAAAGAUAAUAGCAGUAAAGAUAUUCAAUUGGGGGUAACAUCGCUUGGAUUAGUUGUUUUUCAAAAUAAUGUACGAAUCAACACCUUCUCUUGGUCCAAAAUCAUGAAAAUAUCCUUUAAAAGGAAACAAUUUUUCAUACAACUUUUACGAGAACUCUCCGAAAAUUACGACACCCUCCUCGGGUUUAACAUGGAGACUUAUCGGGCUUCGAAAACUUUAUGGAAAUCAUGCGUAGAGCACCACACCUUUUUUAGGUUACAUUCUCCUAAAGUUCGGAGAAGAUUUCCGUUCUCUCUUGGCUCUAAAUUCACUUACUCUGGAAGAACUGAGUUUCAAACCGUCGAAGAUGUUAAGCAGCGGGGAAAACUGGAAAGGAAAUUUGUUCGAUCCCCCAGCAAAAUUUUAAUUAAAUCACCCCCACCUCCGAUAUUAGAAGAAAAGGGGAAAAUAGUUCCAGCUCCGGCGCGACCACCACGACUUUAUAACGAUAAAAUCACCUCAACGGGGCCGAAAGAACCUAGAAAAGCUUGGGAGGAUGAAUCUUUAAUCACUGAUGAGAAUGGUACAACACCUUUUACACCCGGGUUAGCAGCGAAAGUUUUGAGUUACGUUGAUGAGGAGCCCCCUUCUCCCACCCAAAACGGCCUUUACGACACCCCUCCGUACAGUGCAAGUCACUCACCCACUUUACGACCUGAAGAUGAUGAUGGCUUAGUUAACGUGGUGUUGUACCCCGAUUCAGAUGGAAAAUAUGGGUUUAACGUUAAAGGCGGCGCUACGAAAGACGUCCCAAUUUUAAUAUCAAGAGUUGGUCUAAAUACCCCAGCCGAUAGAUGUAAUCCCCGAUUAAACGAAGGGGAUCAACUCCUACAAAUAAAUGGGCAAGAUGUUUCGAAUGCUUUACACAGUGUGGUCGUUCAAUUAAUUCAUGAAGCUAGAAAUACUGAUUCCGGGAAGUUAGUUUUGACGUUAAAACCGAACGUUCUUUAUAAUCGCGAUGAUUACGAUGAGAGUUUGCAAUAUUACAUGCCAAUUGGGGACAUUUUAUCUGGCGAAAACGUUAUUUUAACACCGUUAGAACAAAGCAUGGUUGAGUUAUCCGAGGGGUUAAUCACCGGAAGUUUAUUAAUGGAAUACGAGAUUUUAUACAGGAAGCACCCGGAUAUGACGUGUGAUGAAGCAGAAAAGGCUAAUAAUAUCACAAAAAAUCGAUAUCGAGACAUAUCACCUUACGAUGCAACGAGAGUUAUAUUAAAAAAUACGACUGAAAAUGAUUAUAUUAAUGCGAAUUACGUUAAUAUGAAGAUAAAUGGGACUGAAAUUAUUAAUAAAUACAUUGCGACUCAAGGUCCGCUUCAAUCAACAACGGAAGAUUUCUGGAACAUGAUUUACGAGCAAGAUUGCAAUUUAAUCGUAAUGUUAACGACAUUAACAGAAAGGGGGCGUCCUAAGUGCCACAAAUAUUGGCCUUGUACUGGGGAAAGUAUCGGGUUUGAGAAUAUCUCGAUUAAAUGUCUUCAUGAACAAGAAGAUUCAAGCGGAAGUUUUAUUUUUAGAGAUUUUAUUUUAACAGAAAAUAUAAGUAAAUCGGAGAGGCAAAUUCGUCACAUGCAAUAUGUAGCUUGGCCAGAUCAUGGAGUCCCAGAUUCUCCGAUUCAAUUCCUCGAUUUUACAAACCGCGUGCGAGACGUGCGAAAAAUUAGCCCCGAAUCGGUGAUUGUCGUGCAUUGUAGCGCGGGAAUUGGACGAACGGGGGUUUUGGUUUUGAUGGAGACCGCUUUGUGUUUGAUGGAAGCGAGCCAGCCGGUUUUUCCUUUCGAAAUUGUUCGGACAAUGCGACAGCAACGUGCCAUGAUGAUACAAAAUGCUAGUCAAUAUAAAUUUGUGUGCGAAAGUGUACGGAUGGCUUUUAAUCAAAGGGGCUCGGAGGAGACGAAAUAAUUUUUUAUUGGCCUUAAAUACGCCUUAAAAGAAGUUAAAGAAGCAGCUAAACGGUGGCUUAAGAAGUAUAAAUCCAGUAAUCCUGAUUAAAAUGAUAAUACUCAGAUUAAUUAUUUUUUUUUUUUUGCAAAAUUAAUAUUAGAUAGCUACAUUUUA